This is a messenger RNA of Thermothelomyces thermophilus ATCC 42464, 857 nucleotides long. RefSeq lists its product as uncharacterized. The transcript has a single exon. The record is from RefSeq and is a predicted model, not a curated record. NCBI's taxonomy places the organism in Eukaryota, Fungi, Ascomycota, Sordariomycetes, Sordariales, Chaetomiaceae. The coding region runs from base 367 to 669 and encodes 100 amino acids.
CUCUCUCUCUGUCUUUCGUGUCACUCGACUUGACUUGUAUCGAGUUUUUAUUCUUGGAAGUGCAGCAACGGGUCUUGGGUUGUUGGUCCCCGUGCCACUGCCGUCGUUUCACCUCAGGUACUCCGUACUACAACUACUACCUCGCUCCCGCUUACACGCAGCCGCCCGACGGGAAACUCCCACUCCCACCACUUGCAGCACUUUCACCACUUAAUUCUAUCCGCUGCACCACCCCCAGCGAUUGAUUCUGAAGGCUUUCAUCAAACCGUUCUCUGGCAAACCCUCCUAACCUUAACAACACGACCUCGCUGUGAACGGAUUAUUUUUUUUACGGCCCAAAAACAAGGGCUUCUUCGGACCGGCACCAUGUCACCAACAUAUACUAUGUCCGCCCACCUCUGCAAGCAGAUCUACUCGUCAUGGCGCCAGGCGCGACAGAGCUCUCCAGACACGAGCCCACUGCCUUCGCCUCCCACGGCUCUCAGCAACCGCCACGACAGCAACACGGCGUCCUAUUUCCCCCGGCCAUCGUCGCCCACCGCCAACGAGAAGUACUCCAUGGAUAGCGAGCGCAACCUGUCUUCGCACCCGCCAUCGCCUUCGCUCUCGCCGUCGGGGUCGGGAUCAUCAGGGUCAGGGUCGAGUUGGCGGGGGUGGGGAUCUCGUUAGGCUCCGUGACCACCUAAGUUAAGGUACCGGUUACGUAACUCGACGGCCUUGCUUCCCUGGCGGCAGCGGCGGGGGCGGCGGCGGCAGCAGCAGCAGCAGCAGCCGUCGCCGACAAAAUCUGGGGAAGGAGGGGGAAGGAACCAAAUCAAGGCGCGCGCGCACACACACACACACACACACACACUAUA